Messenger RNA from Agrilus planipennis (emerald ash borer), 5507 nucleotides. RefSeq lists its product as uncharacterized. Gene Ontology annotation, biological process: peptide catabolic process; proteolysis. The transcript has 27 exons. Lineage: Eukaryota; Metazoa; Arthropoda; Insecta; Coleoptera; Buprestidae. Bases 37 to 5481 code for a protein of 1814 amino acids. The record is from RefSeq and is a predicted model, not a curated record. Gene Ontology annotation, molecular function: peptide binding; metalloaminopeptidase activity; zinc ion binding. Gene Ontology annotation, cellular component: cytoplasm.
AACUGGAUAUUUAACAUUUUCUAGAAGAAAGGCGACAUGGCCUACAUCUUCAGUUUUGCAUCCCUACUUUUUGUAGUCUACACUACACUUGCCCUAGACCUCUACAGAUUAGGCCCUACAGUUACUCCAAGCCAUUAUGAUAUCGAAUUAACCCUUUUACCAGGAUUCGGUCCGAGCGCGUCAUUUUCAGGAAGUGUAGCAAUUAAAUUGAAAACUUCGGCAUUAGUUACACUGUUCGAUCUUCAUUCCAGCGGUUUGACUUAUAGUAGUUUAGAGCUUUACGAUACUGAUGACCCUACCCAAAGUAAUAGGAUAAUAGAUUAUAGCAUGAAUGAAACCUAUGGUGAUAAGCUUUGGAUUCAUUUAUCAGAAGAUUUAGUGGUUGGAAGAGAUUAUAUCCUUACAGCCAAUUAUACUGGAAUAUUGCACGAUGACAUGAGUGGAUUUUACAGAAGUUCGUAUAAAGAUGCCAAUAAAAAUACAAGAUGGCUUGCAACAACUCAGUUUCAGCCCACCUAUGCUCGAAAGGCUUUCCCAUGUUUUGAUGAACCGAAAAUCAAAGCCACCUUUCAAGUAUCCAUUAUUCAUCCUGAUGAUUUCAAUGCGCUGAGUAAUACGGCCAUAUCCUCUAGAAAAUUAUAUAACAAAACUUUGGGCCUAUAUAAAACAAGAUUCCGAAAAACCCCUAAAAUGUCCACAUAUCUGGUUGCGUUCGUUGUUUCCAAUUUUACCGGUUUAACCAAUUCUUCGACUAAUUAUGGGGUAUACGCCGCACCCCAUCUCCUUAACACUACCCAAACUGCAUUUAGUAUUGGUCCAAAGCUUCUUACAGAAAUGGAGAACUUCAUUAACUUGACAUAUUUAAGCUCCGGAAUUGGCAAACUGAAUCUGGUUGCUAUUCCCGACUUGCUGUUCGAUGGUAUGGAAAACUGGGGACUUAUCACUUACCGAGAGAUGAGGCUGCUCUAUAAUCCAGAGGAGUCACCACUUCAUGCAAGAAGGAAUCUUGCAGAAUUAACUAUGCAUGAAAUAUCUCAUAUGUGGUUUGGAAAUUUGGUGACUUGUGAUUGGUGGUCGUACUCUUGGUUAAAUGAAGGAUUUGCAACAUACUUUCAAUAUUUUGGAGCAGCAUGGGUUGAAACCGAUAUGGAACUCGAUAAAAUAUUUGUACUGGAACAAUUGCAACAACUCGCUCUUCCAAGUGAUGCUUCAAGUUCCUCAGAACCUCUUAAUUCAAAUGCUUCUACACUAAGCGAAAUCGACGAUAAAUUCGGUACAAUCAGUUAUAGUAAAGGUGCUUCGAUCGUCAGAAUGGUAAAACACAUCCUUGGAUACGAUAACUGGAGAUCAGGACUUAUAGACUAUAUAUCACAACAUCAAUUAGCAACAGGAACCCCCGACCAACUGUAUUCUGCGUGGUCAAAUUACUCUCAAUCCUUGCCCUCAGGAUUAUCAAUAUCGACUAUUUUAAGCAGUUGGGCCGAUGUAGGGGGGUUUCCUCUGGUGAAAGUAUCUUUAUCUGGAAAUAACGCGGUCAUAUCGCAGAAACAAUUUCUACUAGAUCCUUCGGAAUCAUCGAGCAAUGAAUGGUACGUACCCCUUACGUAUACCACCUCCCUUGAACGGAAUUUUGACAAUACAACACCGUCUCGUUGGUUGACACCAGGACAAGACGUAACGAUUUCGAAUAUCCUUCGAGGAGGAUCUGGAUGGGUGCUUUUAAAUCUUCAACAAACUGGAUAUUACCGAGUGACUUACGAUGACGAUUUAUGGUCCCAAUUAGCAAGAGGAUUACAAAAGGAUAAUUUCGACGGCAUCCCAGAUUUAAACAGAGCUCAAAUAGUAGACGACGUUCUAACAUUAGCAAGAGCCAGACAGCUUUCCUAUUCAGACGCUUUUAAUAUAAUUUCGUUCCUUUCAAAGGAUACAAGUCUUUAUCCAUGGUACUCUGCAUUCACGUCCUUUUCAUAUUUGAGAAGGAGAUUCCAAACGCAUGCUACUCUUGGAGCACCACUUAGGGAGCAUCUGUUGAAUCUAAUAGAUGCACUUUACAAGAACGUUUCAUUCGCAAGAAACCCUUCAGAACCUUACGCGAUUGUUCGAAAGAAAGCACGAGGAUUGCAGUUUGCUUGUGAACUAGGACACAGUGAUUGCGUACGAAAAGCACAGGACCUGUAUAGCUCCUUAAGGAAUAACAACAGAGCUGUCAAUCCGGAUGUAAGAACUGCGGUGUACUGUACAGCUUUGAGACAUUCUAAUGACUCUGGCGACUGGUAUUAUUUGUGGAACAAGCUAACGGAAGAAACUCUCGCUACAGAAGUUUUUAUAAUCGUAGAUGCUUUGGGAUGUUCCAGGAAUGAAAGUUUACUCAAUGAAUACAUGACCCUGGCUUUAAACACUUCGACUGGUAUACGAAGGAGCUACGUUAGUUCCGCGUUUUCAUCAAUUUGUGGAAGUAAUCCUGAAGGAGUCGAAGUCACUUUAAAUUACAUACAGGAAAAUUAUCAAAAGUUUAUUGAUUAUUCCAAUGAUACUUCACUAUUGUUAAGCGUUUUAUCUGAUGUAGCAAGCAGGAUGACCACCGAAACCCAAAUUCAAAAGCUGGAGUCAUGGAUUUCCGAAAAUUCAAACAGUUUGUCCGCUAUUUCGUCCUCAGUCCAAAGCUACAUAAGAAGUGCCAGAAAUAAUCUUGUUUGGGAUCGAGAAACUGCAGUUCAAUUAACCGAUUUCUACUGGCUCCUAAAGCCAAAGGUCUCAUGUUCGAUUCCCUUCAAAGGUUUGAUAAAGAGCACCAUUAUGGCCUACAUCUUCCAUUUUGCAUCUCUACUUUUGGUAGUCUACCCUACACUUGCGCAAGAUCCCUACAGAUUGGGGACCACGGUAUAUCCAACGCGUUAUGAUAUCGAAUUAACCCUUCUACCAGGAUUCGGUCCGAGGGCGUCCUUUUCAGGAAGAGUAGAAAUUGGUUUGGAAACUUUGGCAUUAGUGACAUUGUUUGAUCUUCAUUCCAGCAGUUUAACUUAUAGUAGUUUAAAGCUGUAUGACACUCAAGAUCCUUCUCAAAGUAAUCUGAUAGUCGAUUAUAGGUUGAAUUCAACUUAUGGUGAUAAGCUGUGGAUUGAGCUAUCAGACAAUUUAGUGGUUGAUAGGGAUUACAUCCUUUCAGCCACUUAUACUGGAAUAUUGCAUGAUGAUAUGUAUGGAUUUUACAGAAGUUCGUACAAAGAUGCCAACAGAAAUACAAGAUGGCUUGCAACAACUCAGUUGCAGCCCACCUACGCUAGAAGAGCUUUCCCGUGCUUUGACGAACCAAACAUAAAAGCCAGGUUCGAAAUAUCCAUUAUUCAUCCUCAAGAUGUUCAUGCCCUUGGUAACACGCCCAUAGUCUCUAGAGAAAUAUAUAACCGAAGUUUGGGCCUAUAUAAAACAACAUUCCGACAAACUCCUCAAAUGUCAACGUAUCUGGUUGCGUUCGUUGUAUCCGAUUUUAGCGGUUUAACCAAUUCUUCGAUUAACUACGGGGUAUACGCUGCACCCCCUCUCAUUAACACUACCAGAUUUGCACUUGAUAUCGGCCCAAAGCUCCUUAGACAAAUGGAGAACUUUAUUAAUUUGACAUAUUUAAGCUCCGGAAUUGGUAAACUGGAUCUGGUUGCUAUUCCGGACUAUGCAAUGGGAGCUAUGGAAAAUUGGGGACUUUCUACUUUCAAUGCAAUUGAACUGCUAUAUGACCAACAAGAGACGUCAACUCAUAGAAGAAGAACCAUCCCGGAAAUGAUUAUGCACGAAACAACACAUAUGUGGUUUGGAAAUUUGGUAACUUGUGACUGGUGGUCGUUCACUUGGCUAAACGAGGGAUUUGCGACAUAUUUUGAAUAUUUCGGAACAGCAUGGGUCCAAACCGAAAUGGAAUUGGACAAAAUAUUUGUACUGGAACAAUUACAAGUCGCUUUUCCAAGUGAUGCUUCAAAUUCGUCUGCACCACUUAACUCAAAUGCUUCCACACUAAGCGAAAUCAGCGAUAAAUUCGGUACAACUAGUUACAGUAAAGGUGCUGCUAUCAUUAGAAUGGUAAGAUACAUCCUUGGAUACAAUNGUUACAAUUUUAGUCAAUUAGCAACAGGAACCCCCGACCAACUGUAUUCUGCGUGGUCAAAUUACUCUCAAUCCUUGCCCUCAGGAUUAUCAAUAUCGACUAUUUUAAGCAGUUGGGCCGAUGUAGGGGGGUUUCCUCUGGUGAAAGUAUCUUUAUCUGGAAAUAACGCGGUCAUAUCGCAGAAACAAUUUCUACUAGAUCCUUCGGAAUCAUCGACCAGUGAAUGGUACGUACCCCUUACCUAUACCACCUCCCUUGAAAAGAAUUUCAACAACACAACACCGUCUCGUUGGUUGAUACCAGGACAAAACGUAACAAUUUCUAAUAUCCUUCGAGGGGGAUCCGGUUGGGUGCUUUUAAAUCUUCAACAAACUGGAUAUUACCGAGUGACUUACGACGACCAAUUAUGGUCUCAAUUGGUAAACGGAUUGCAAAAAGAUAAUUUCGACGGUAUUCCAGAUUUAAACAGGGCGCAAAUAGUAGACGACGUUUUAACAUUAGCAAGUGCCAAACAGAUUUCCUAUUCAAAGGCCUUUAAUACAAUUUCGUUCCUUUCAAAUGAUACCAGCUAUUAUCCAUGGUACUCUGCAUUCACAUGGUUCUCAAGCUUGAGAAGAAGACUCCAAUUCCAUCCUACCGUUGGACCACUAUUUACGGGUCAUCUAUUGACACUAAUGAACUCAAUUUACAACAGCGUUUCGUUCGCAAGGAAUUCUUCAGAAUCGUACGUAAAUGUACGCAGAAAAGUAUACACAUUGUUCUGGGCUUGUACUCUAAGGCAUCCUGACUGCAUACAAAAAUCACAGAACCUGUAUAGUGCUUUAGUAAACAACAACACACCUGUCAACCCUGACGUAAGAAGUGUGGUGUACUGUACAGGUUUGACAUAUUCUAAUAACCCUGCCGACUGGUAUUACUUAUGGAAUAAAUUAACACGAGAAUCUCUCCCUUCCGAAAUCAGUCUUAUUAUAGACGCCUUGGGAUGUUCCAGGAACGAAAGUUUACUCAAUGAGUACAUGAACAAUGCUUUAAACUCUUCAAAUGGUGUAAUACGGAAACACGAUGUUAGUUCAGCGUUUUUAGCAAUUUAUUCAAGUAAUCUCGAAGGAAUCAAUAUCACGUUAAAUUACAUACAGAACAAUUAUCAAAAGAUUAUUGAUUAUUUUGACGGUACCUCAACAUUGCUGGGUAUUUUAUCUGAUAUGGUAAACAGGAUGACCACCGAAAGUCAAAUUAGAAAGCUGGAGUCAUGGAUUUCCGCAAAUUCAAACAGUUUAUCAUCUAUUUCAUCCGAAGUGCAGAGCUACAUUGCGAAUGCAAGAAGUAAUCUAGCGUUGGAACAACAAAUUGCGACUGAAUUAUACAAUUUCUUUAAUUCAUCUUAGAAUUCAUCAUCUUAAGUAAUACAUGU